AUGCCUCCUAAAAAAAUUUUAACAAAAAGAAAUAAUUUGAAAGCUGCUAGAAAUGACAAGGAACCCAUCAAAGAAAAAAAAUCAAAUCAAAUACAAUCUUUUAAUAAAUUAAAAAAUAUAAAGAAUAAUUUAGUAGCCUAUAAUGUGAUAUCAUUAUUUGAUAGGGAGUUUUUAUAUACGAAAAAACUCUUUACUACAUUCCCAGAUGAAAUGAAAACAUUUAUGCAAAGAUGGAAUGAGGCAAGACAUUUUACAUAUCAAAUAAAGGCUGAAAGAUCAAUUAAUGAAACAAUCAAAUUAAAUAAUUUUAAAGCAAAGUCAUUGGUUAACAAGUAUCAUAAAAUCAUAAAAAAGUAUCUGGAUAAUGCUGAUCUUGUCAUUGAUCUUCAACCUAUUCUCACAGAAUUGUAUGAAAAAGCCCCUUUUACAAAUUAUGUACAUAAAAAUGACUAUGAAUCACUUUGGUGCCAAAGAAUUUAUGUUAUUUUGUAG
Messenger RNA from Entrophospora candida, 492 nucleotides. NCBI's taxonomy places the organism in Eukaryota, Fungi, Glomeromycota, Glomeromycetes, Entrophosporales, Entrophosporaceae. The record is from the annotation of a GenBank genome assembly.